UCUCUUCAUUGUUUCCUUAACCUUUCUUUUUUAUUAUUUCCAAUAGCAGACGGAGAGAGCAUGGGUGAUUACAUAGAGCUUAGUGAGAAGUUAAACUGCCCAGCUGAUGGUGUAUUUGAGUUCUACCGGGGACGAUGCUACCGCUUCCCAACAAUCAUGCCUACCGUGUUUAAGGAGGUGAAACUGAUCAACGGUGAAUGGGACGCUGAAGGCUCAGAAAGGAACUGGACUUUUGUUAAUGCAGCUAGUUGCGGAAGCUGGAUGGACACUGUGGGACCCAUCGACACCGAGAAUAAGUCCAUCAAGUGGACUUUGUUGGCCGGAGACGUGCCGCUAAAGUCUUACAAGAGCCUGUCGGUGGUCCACCACUUCUCUAUCAGCGAAGGGGGCUGCGUGGCAAAAGUGGUUCUGACUUUCGAGAAGAAACACGACCAUGGUCCCGUUCCCAUCGACUACAUGAAAGUCCUCGUGACAUGCUCCGCGCAGUCGAGAGUACGUUCAAAAUGAUACGCAUUGAAAAAUAUGCUUAAAAUGGUAAAUCAAUAAAUUUAAGUGGUGACGUACCACGUGUGGUGUGGUUGAAGUUUUAAAUAAAUGCUUUGGAAGCGCGCAAGGAUGUUUAACGGUAAAACAACCAGGGGCACUACUGCUGCUGGUCGGUUGAUUGUCCGGCAUAUUGCCUAAUAAGUGUGUAAGGUUUCACGAGUGCACGGUGUUGUACUCCAAUUUAAAUAUAUAAAUAUAAGUAAUGCUUUGUGUGUCUAAGUUCA
Molecule: messenger RNA, 770 nt
Organism: Eucalyptus grandis
Lineage: Eukaryota; Viridiplantae; Streptophyta; Magnoliopsida; Myrtales; Myrtaceae
Exons: 2
Coding region: 61-507 (148 amino acids)
Biological process (GO): defense response
Source: RefSeq, a predicted model, not a curated record